AAGUUACGGCUUAAACUCAGGAGGAGUUUGUUAAUUUAAUCAGUCAUAGGAUAUCAAGGACAUAUCAGCAGCUGCUAGCGUCACUCCGGAGGUCAUUUUUACAGUAUUUAGCCUCGCCUACUAAUAGUAAGUUACUAUGGCUGCUAAAGUGAUCAAAGUAGUUUGCCACAUCUUAAAUUAUGUUUCCAGCAGACGCAGACAUCUUGUGAUAGCAGUUAGCAGUUAGCGAUAGCAACUGUGUAGCUUGCUUAGUAGGCCAGACUGUUGAGUUUCCAGCACCUGGUGGUCUUGAGCUCACCUUUCACUAGCAAACAUAUUUAGUUGUGCUAGGAAGUUUAAAGCAGCAGUAUUUAUUACUAACGCAUAAAUUAUUAUGUGUAUGAUUUUAGGAUGUCUUAAAGCAGAAGCUUUCAACCAAGGGUACCGGGCCCUAUAGGAAGACGAAUUAAAAAUAUUAAAAAUAAGACAAAAAUAUUAUGUUAGAAUGAGGUAAAAUAAAUACGUUUGUUCCCUAAAUUUCAGAAAUUCUAAAUGUAAUUAUUUAAAUUUGUAACUAGGUCUAGUUACUUAUUAUGUGUAUGAACACUAUCCCAAUUUCUGUAAAUUGGCAUUGAAUAUUUGAAAGGUUGAGAAUCACAAUGGGUGUCACUUCAGAACAUUUACUCUCCUGGAAAAGGAGUGUCAGAUAAUUGGGACAUACAAAAAAAUGAAUUGCAACUGUCAUAUCCAUAUUUACUGGGUCUCGAGGAAUUUUAAACAAUCUGUUGAACGACAUUUAUGUGUAUAGAGAGAGAGAGAGAGUUGUUUUUGUUUUCUGCGCAUGUGUCUGAUCUUUCUCAUGUACUUUAGCCCAACCUGUUUUAGUUAAACGCUUGUUAGUUCCACUGGGGCUGAAACCAGGUUGUAAUUGCUGUUGGUGAUUCACUGCUGCAUGUACAUAACAGACAGAGCGAGGGAAUGAUCUCACUUUUUGACCACAACAAACACAGAUACAUACAGACAGGUUUUUGUUUUUACUAUCUGCUUCUGCUUGUACAUAAAUGCAACACUUUGUGGACGUUCAGCAAGACCAUUUGUACUCCCUGGCGAUGAAAUGUAAGUCUUCAUUUCACCAAUCUUUUGGUUUUUCAGGUGAUAGUUGGUUUUUGGUGAUUAAUUUUGAUUGGCACAAACAUGCUUGAGGAAAUUUCCCAAUUAAUUGCUUUUAUGAACUGAAUGUACGACUAAAUUGUUAAUUUAAAAAUUGUAUAAUGAAGCUGUUUUUGAUUCCCCCCUUUUUUUAUGUAUAACCGUGUCAACCAUAAAGAACUUACUUGCACAUCUGUCUUUGACAGGUUUUAGGGUUAGUUUACAGUAAUAAUCACCAUCGGCGAAAAGAAAAAGAGAAAAAGAAUUACUCCCAUUUUUAAAUAAGAUGUCUGCUUUCAUCUCAGAAUACAUCAAAUUUAUAGCACUUUACUUCAAGAGUAAGGAUGUCAUGGUCUUCAACGGCCUCAUUGGUUUAGGAACGGUGGUUGGUCAGACAGCAUACAACAUCUUAGCUUUUAACUGCCCGUGUGCACCAAAGAAGAACUACCUGUACGGCCUGGCAGCCAUUGGCGUCCCAGCCCUGGCUUUCUUUGUCAUUGGGAUAAUGCUGAAUCAAAAUACCUGGGACAUGGUGUCAGAGUGCCGGACCAGAAAAUGCAGAAAAUUAUCGGUGACUGCUGCUUUUGCUCUGCUGGGCUCCAUCGUGGGCAGAGCAGUGGUUGCUCCUGUCACCUGGACUGUAAUUUCCCUCCUGAGAGGAGAGGCGUAUGUCUGUGCUUUCAGUGAGUUCAUGAACCCCUCGUUCUUGGCAGACUUCUUUUCAGCUACGCCUGGUCCAGAAAUCAUGGCCCGGUUUCCAUGCAAAGAUGUGCCUUCUCCAUUUCUGAACUAUUCAGGAGAGGUCGAACGCAAGUUAAAGUACGAAUCCCAGCUUUUGGGCUGGUUGCUGGUGGGAAUCAUCUCCCUCAGUGUCUUUCUCCUCCUCUGUCUGAAAAACUGCUGCUCUCCGCUUGGCUACCAUCAGGAGGCGUACUGGACCCAGUACUGCUCCAGCGAACAAGACCUGUUCCAGCGCACGGCUGAAGUGCAUGCUAAAUACCACGCGGCCGAAAAUGUCAAAAAAUUCUUUGGUUUUGUGUCCUUGCAAGAUCAGGAGAAGCAGCUUUUAGCAGACUGCAAGGGAAUCAAGAGCUCGAUUCCCAGACUGGAGUGGAACCGCGUCACUGGGGUUUACAUGUACAGAGAGAUCGAGGACACUCCGGUGUACAGCCGCCUGAACAAAUGGGCCAUGUACACAAAUGAACAUGACUGUUAAGGAAUUAACAAAGAAAUAAACAUUUUAUCCUUUGAGCCUGACAAAUUAGCGUCUAAUAAUAAGAAACACCCCAGAAAU
Molecule: messenger RNA, 2422 nt
Organism: Puntigrus tetrazona (Sumatra barb)
Lineage: Eukaryota; Metazoa; Chordata; Actinopteri; Cypriniformes; Cyprinidae
Product: calcium homeostasis modulator protein 2-like
Exons: 2
Coding region: 1415-2344 (309 amino acids)
Molecular function (GO): monoatomic cation channel activity
Source: RefSeq, a predicted model, not a curated record